CAUACGCCAUGCCAUAUCCAUUACCUUCCUUGCCUCAAAAUCCUUUAAUAAUAAGAAAAUUUCUUCCAAGUCAGGCUUACUUAUUUUUAUUAGCUUAUUACUACCUCAACUACCUAAGGUAUAUUAUAAGUAUACAUUAUUCACUACCUGUUAGUUAAAUACUUGUUAACCAUUCUUGGCAAGUGAGAUAAAUAGCUCUACCAACCUGCGCUUAUAUAUGUUAGGUAGGUACCUACCUACCUAACCUUUUGCACGCACCUCUCACCCAUACAUGAAAUAUAAAUCGUAGAGCGUAACCUUCCUAUCAUGUACCACCGAGUCGAGGUUGGCGUAUUCUCGCAGACAUCAAUAUCAAUAUGAGCAAACCCAAGAUCCUCUUCAUCGACGCUUAUGAUUCUUUUAGUAACAAUAUCGUGUCUCUCCUGACAACGACGUUACAAGCUGAUGUUGACAUCUUACCCAUUGAUCCCCCUGAACUUCAACCGCAUGCGCCGAACUUUGUGAGGGAGUUGACCAAUCUGCUGCGGCGGUAUGAUGCUGUCGUCUGCGGUCCGGGGCCCGGGUCGCCCGACUUGCCACACGAUGUGGGGCUGAUGAGAUACAUAUGGGACCUCGAACCAGCGCACCUGGUCCCAGUCCUCGGGAUAUGCUUGGGGUUUCAAAGCCUAGUUGUCAGCUGUGGCGGCAUCGUGAAGAAGCUUAAGACCGGUCUUCAUGGCAUGAUUCGGGAGAUCGACCAUGAUGCUGAAAACCCCAGCUUGGACGAAGGGAAUAUCUUUUACAGCGUUCCAACCUUUAAGGCCACGCUAUACCACAGCCUUUACGCAGAUAUUGGACAGGAAUCGAUAUCUGCCAACGAUUGGACGGAAUCCAAAUGGUGUUCACCGGCGCAUUUGCCGGCCAUCGUUCCCCUGGCUUGGGUAUAUGAAAAUCGAGGUGACUAUGUAGAACGAAUCCUCAUGGGUAUGAAGCACAAAACGAGGCCGUUUUGGGCCUUGCAAUACCACCCCGAGUCAAUAUGUACAGAGCCGACAGGUCAUCAAGUUAUCAAGAACUGGUUUAGCGAGGCCAUAAGAUGGAAUCGUGAAAACGGCCGCAUACCGGAUUCUACUCCUGUUUCACUCGGCUCUAUCAGUAGACUACCGAAAUCUAGCACACACGGCGCUAAGGACGGUUCGGAUUACAAUGGACACGGUACGAAUAACCACGUCCUAUGGGUGGAUGGCAACAGUGAGCUGGCUUCCUUCGGAUUGAAUCACCAUUAUAGUUCAAGAACUAUAAAACUCCCAAUUCAUAUCGAGGCCCCUGACAUAGUUGAGAUAUUACAAGGCAACAGACGGGACUUCAUCAUCCUUGACUCUGCAAGCGCCAAAGCAAGUAGGAUCGGAGCCGAUGUGCGAGGGCGUUACAGUAUCAUCGCCCUAGAUGUUGAUGAGAUGUUGAAAUUGGAUUACAGAACAGGAGACAAGCAUGCUACAGCCCGAUGCUCACAUCCUCAACACCCUUCCUCACGAGAAGUUUCCGAGACGAUUCAUCUCAGCUCCGGACAAACUAUAUGGCAGCUAUUGGCCGAAUUCUGGACUAAGCGCAGAGUGGCAUCUGACGAUAACUCGGCGCCUUUCCUAGGGGGCUUUAUGGGCUAUACCACUUAUGAGCUUGGACUGGAAGGUAUUGAUGUUACGACUCACGAAGAGAGACGCCACAAUAGACCAGACCUUUGCUUUGCUUGGGUAACCAAAAGUAUUGUAAUAGAUCAUACGAAGGGGACUUUGCGCAUUCAACAAUUAUCGCCGAGGGAGUCCGACGGAAAUGACUGGGCAGAUUCUAUCAUUGAAAAGCUCUCGGCCUCAACUAUCUGGUCGGAUGGGCUUCGCGCGGACUUCAACAAGCGCACACAGCUAAACCAGCUUACGCCACCGUCAACACCGGAUUCCAUAUUCGCGAAGGCACAGAUACAAGUGCCGGAUGCUGAUGAAUAUGAGUCAAAGGUCCGGCAAUGCCAGGAUUUUAUCGCUUCGGGAGAUUCAUAUGAAUUAUGCUUGACUGACCAAACACUUAUCACGCGGCCGAAAAUCUCGUCAGCGACAGAGGCUUGUCACCUAAUGCCUCUUGAGCCUGGCAAACCACUCCAGACCUCGUGGCAGCUAUACCGCUCUCUGCGGUCGCGGCAACCCGCACCCUUCGGUUCUUACAUCCGACUCGGCGGCGCCACGCUAAUCAGCAGCUCGCCGGAACGGUUCCUCGAGUUCGGUACCAACGGCCUGUGCUCGAUGCGCCCGAUGAAAGGCACGGUGCGCAAGUCGAGCGCCGUAUCCACCCUCGCGCAGGCCGAGGCUAUCCUCCACGUACCCAAGGAAGAAGCCGAGAACCUCAUGAUCGUCGACCUCGUCAGGCACGACCUGCACGGCGUAUGCGGUGCCGGGCGCGUCGCCGUCCCCAAGCUCAACGUCGUCGAGGAGUACGCCAGCGUGUUCCAGAUGAUCAGUGUCGUCGAGGGCAGACUACCAGUACCGUACACCGCUAAUACCGACGACGGCAACAACAACAACAAUAACAACGGGACGCCGAAGAAGACUGGUCUGGACGUCUUGGCGGCUAGCUUGCCGCCCGGGAGCAUGACGGGCGCCCCCAAGAAGCGCAGCUGCGAGAUCCUGCAGGAGAUCGAGGGCCGCCGCGAGCGCAGCUUGUACUCGGGCGUCGUGGGGUACAUGGACGCCGCGGGCCGCGGGGACUGGAGCGUCACGAUCCGGAGCUUGUUCCGCUGGGACGACGAGACGCGGACGGCGGGGGGUGCGAGCGGCGGCCAGGAGCUCGAGCUCGAGGUCUGGCAUAUCGGCGCCGGCGGCGCGGUGACUGCUCUGAGCACGGCCGAGGGAGAGCGCGACGAGAUGUUUACCAAGCUGAAGGGGCCGUUAGGGGUUUUCGACGACGAGGCGUGAUAGGCAUGGGGAGGGUGCAGUUUAGGGUACCGUACGUACGGCUUGGAUUAUUAGGCGUAUAUACGGAUAUCGAUGGUUAUAGGUACCUACCUAGGUAAGAAAGAGAGACAUGGAGGCAGGGAGAGAGAGAGAGAGACCCCUUCGUGGGCUACCGUAUAUGACUCAACGAUGCAUUCAAGGAACGAGAAAAAAGGAUACAGGACGGGGUAGAGAUAUAUCGCGACUCAUUCAUCAUAGAGUUCGCCUUGGGUAUAGUAUAAAUGGGAUGGGAUAGCAUAGCAUAUAUCACAUAUAGCAGAAACAUAUAUAAAAAAAAAAGUCAACUAGAACCAUUAUACCGGUUUGAAAGGCUUAUGCUUUUGCUUUAAA
Daldinia caldariorum is the source of this 3308-nucleotide messenger RNA. Its product is annotated as para-aminobenzoate synthase. Lineage: Eukaryota; Fungi; Ascomycota; Sordariomycetes; Xylariales; Hypoxylaceae. The record is from RefSeq and is a predicted model, not a curated record. The transcript has a single exon. The coding region runs from base 357 to 2939 and encodes 860 amino acids. Gene Ontology annotation, biological process: L-tryptophan biosynthetic process.